Molecule: messenger RNA, 1426 nt
Organism: Chelonus insularis
Lineage: Eukaryota; Metazoa; Arthropoda; Insecta; Hymenoptera; Braconidae
Exons: 3
Coding region: 6-596 (196 amino acids)
Source: RefSeq, a predicted model, not a curated record
GUGAUAUGAUAUUAAAUAAAUCUGAUUAUAAUCAAUUAAAAGAAAAAAAAUCAUUGAAUUUUUUAUGUGAAAAUGCAUUGAAUACUAAUUUUUCUCACGUUGAAUAUUUAGAGCCAUGUAGAUGUACUAAUAGUUUCAAAAGAGUAAAAAGAAAUGAUCAGAAUGAGGAGAAAAAGUCUAUAGUCACUUCAACUAUAAAAAAUAUAAAACAACCUUACAAAGAAAUAAAUGUAGACAUAAACAAUAAUCGAUUAGCCUUGAGAAUCCAAAGAUAUUCAGUAAUAGAUCAAGAGAAAUAUGAUCCACCUUGCGAAUGCAUUGAAGAAGCUUUAGAUGAUCCACUGGAAAAAUCAUCAUUAAGCAAAAUGAAUGAAAACAUUACUCCAAAACCAGAAAAAUUAUUAUUCGAAGUUGCUCUACCCACUGAUGAUCCAAAAUUAAAUGACAGACUUCAACUAACCACUAAAAGUGCCCAUUUACCAGAAAAUGCAGAAACAGAUCAACCUCAAAGUGCAUAUAUUUUGCGAAUUAGAAGAAGAGCUGAAACAAGAGACAAAAAAAGAGAAAAUAUUGAUUUAGAAUUUCGAAUACCUUGAUACUUUAUUAUCAUCUGGACCAAUUGAGUCCAAAAAAAAUGUUAAUAAAUUUUGAUUACUGUUACUGAAGAAGUAACAAAAUCGUGAAGAAUCAAAACACAUCAAAAUAUGGUUUUUUGAAAAAUUGAAUGUUUUAAUUGGAUACUGUAGUUGAUCAAAAAUUUCUCACGACAAGUUUAAAUUCACACAAUAAGAAUAAUAAUAAUAAUAACAAGAAGUUUUAGAAGUCAGUCAGGUGCCAAUAAAUAUGAAUGGACAAUAACACUAUAUGCUUACAGGUCAUUCAUUCUUUUUCGUAGACACCCGCCCACAAUACAGGCCCGUUUUUGACUCAUAAAAGUAGGAGUGACAUCCACAUAAUAAGAAUGAGAAAAACGAGAAGCAGGACGACUGUCUUGAAUAACCAAUUCUUUAAUGUCAUUUGAUAAGACACAGAAGUAUGUGUGUAUUACACAUGAGUACUAUACAUCAUCUAUAUUAAUCCAUGCCAAUACACACCGGCUGAUAACAAGCAUGACUUAUGAUAUACAUCUACCGGACAUGCGUAUAUUUAUCUAAAACUAAUUUUGUCACUUGAAUGAAAAAAUGACGUAAAUAAAGGUGUAAUUUAUGAUCAUCAUGAGAGAAUGAGUUCUGUAUAUAAACAGUUAGAUUGUUGUGGAAAGCAUCAGACAUCGGUUUCUCUUCAAGCAUUCCGAUUGCAAAUAAUCAUUACGAUAAUCACGAUGGCUAAAAUGUCACAGUUUUCUUUUGUAUCUUUUGCAUUAAUUGUAUUCGCUACAUGGGUUAAUGCUGAUAAUUGCUAUCCUGAUUCAUGCAAUGGACAAAUG